AUGGUUCCGCGAAUAGACACGUACGGAGAAAGGACCCUUACUUUGAAUAUCGGCAUGCGACGCGAUUUCACUGACAUUUACCGUGGCCAACGUGAAGCAACCGGUGAAUUGUACAUCCCUCAACACUUGCGAGAUUGCAAAUUCGUUUUCGUACGGAACGACGCCGUGAGACGACCACUCACGCCGGCAUACCAAGGUCCUUUUCAGGUUCUUCGACGCACCGACAAGCACCUUUACGAUCAAAGCGCCAACUCGACCGACACCAUCGCAAUCGAUCGGACCAAGCCUGCUUUUCUGGAGAAGCGACAGUAUGACGCAAACCCGGCUCUGCGGCCCCCUAAUGCUAUUCCAGCGCACCCAUCAGACGCAGCACCGCAGACAUCAAACGACACCCCAGCGACUCCUGUGCGGCAGACCCGAUCCGGUAGGAGGGUCACUUUCCCUAAAGACCUUCGUAAAUAUUAUUAUUAUUAA
This is a messenger RNA of Acanthosepion pharaonis, 474 nucleotides long. NCBI's taxonomy places the organism in Eukaryota, Metazoa, Mollusca, Cephalopoda, Sepiida, Sepiidae. The record is from the annotation of a GenBank genome assembly.